GUGUCAACAUUGUUUUGAACGCUCUCGCUGAGGGAAUGUGUCGUUGUUUACAUUUCAACGUGAACUGCAUGGUUGUAAAGUAAUGAAACUUUUGUAAGGAUGGCCAGUACAAGUACGGCUAGCUUUGUUCCGAUUCAAACAAAAGCUUCGAUUGCGUUCAAGGAAAAGGCCGAAGAAUCAUUCAAAGUGACAGUAUUCGAGCCGAAAAAGGCAGCGUUGCAGAAAAAGAGAUCAGCACGACCCCGGCCACGACCGAACAAGGACAGCGAAAAGAACAAAUCCGAGGAGGACGAUGAGGACGAUAUUGAUGAUAUAUUUUCGGACAUGCCUCGUAAAAAGCCCAAACGAAAGGAGGAUCCAACCGUGUUCGACAUGACGAAAGCCCGGCGCGAUAUCAUGAAUCUUGGCUUCAGCGGUUUCGACAAGGAAAGUAAACAGCAGGCUAGUGUACGGUUGGCCAUUAAGCUUGGAGCAAAACCGCCGAAAAACCAGUACCGGAACUAUCGUGAAAUGUUAGAAGAACAGAAAAAAGCCAAGGAGAAGGACGGUGAUGCUACGGCAAAGAGACGGCAAGGACAAAUGGCUUACGGUGCGAUCCAAUCGUUCAACAAAUAUCAAGAACGGCAACGCGACAAGCAACGCAAUCCUACCUCAAUUAUGAAGCAUUACGGAAUUGCGAAACCACGAAUCGGUAAAAAAUAAAUUGUAAUUAAGCGUUGUAA
Molecule: messenger RNA, 722 nt
Organism: Anopheles funestus (African malaria mosquito)
Lineage: Eukaryota; Metazoa; Arthropoda; Insecta; Diptera; Culicidae
Exons: 1
Coding region: 100-702 (200 amino acids)
Source: RefSeq, a predicted model, not a curated record